AUGAAGGCAGAUGGCAGGGACGCUCCUUCCGUUGAUCAGCUCGAGAAUGCUCAGCCUGCUCCUAUAAUUAUACCGGCAGAAGUCGUGGACAAAAUUCAUAAUGGUGAUGAUGCACUGCAAUUCCUUCAGCAGGGUCAUGAACCCUACUCAAAGGAGGAAGAGAGACGCGUUCUACGCAAGGUUGACAUUCGAAUGCUCACUCUGAUGCUCAUUGUUAACGGAUUUCAAUUCACCAUGUCAUAUGCUGGAACCUAUGGUUUGACCACCGAAGCUCAUUUGGUGGGACAGCAAUACAGCUUGCUCACCACAAUCUUCUAUAUUGGAUAUUUGGCUGCCCAAUGGCCGGCCAACUGGCUGAUGCAGAGACUACCAAUUGCGAAGGUUUUGACCGUCACAUUUGUGCUUUGGGGUGCUACUUUGACAGCCACGGGAGCAUGUACAACAUUUCGCUCCCUAGCAGCCCUCCGACUUCUCCUCGGCAUAUUUGAGUCGGCCCUGAAUCCUGGCUUUGUCCUAAUCACAUCCUCUUGGUGGAAGCGUGAGGAACAGCCCUUCCGUGUUGGAUUAUGGUACAGUGCCAAUGGCUUCAUCGGGGCGCCUUCAGGCGCAAUUUUCUAUGCCAUUGCACAUCUCCAUGCGCGUAACCUCUUUGCGUAUCAAUGGAUGUUCAUAAUCUUCGGAGCUGUGACAUUCUGCUUUGGCAUCUCCCUCUGGUGGUUCCUACCCGACUCCCCAAUGACAGCGCGCUUCCUGACGGAGCGGGAACGAUUCAUUGUAGUGGACCGUCUUAAGAGCAACAAGACUGGUGUGAAAAACAGCAAUGUAAAGACGGCGCAGUUCAAAGAGACCUUAUUCGAUAUCCGUAUCUGGAUGCUCAUCAUUGCAAUCUUCUGCCACAACAUGACCAACAGUCUUCAGACCACGUUCAUGGGAAUCAUCAUUAAAGGCUUCGGAUACAGUACCUAUGAGGCUGUGCUGUUGAACAUUCCUCCUGGUAUUAUUAUGGCCGUCAGCAUGGUUAUCGUCAGUUCAUUCCUAUCCACAAGAUGGGGCAAGGAUAAGAGAAUCUUCUGCAUUAUUCUCUGCUACAUGCCUGGUAUCAUCUCCUCGGUCAUUCUCUACGUCAGUCCAAUUAAGGAUUCGACAAAGCACUUGCAUCUCUUUGCUAUCUUCAUUGUGCCCAUUGUCGCCGUUGCAUCGGGUAUCAUGUACUCGCUGCUUGCGAGUAACGUGGCUGGUUAUUCGAAGAAGGUUCUGGCUGGUGCCAUGUUCUUCUCUUCUAACUGUAUUGCCAAUAUUAUCUCACCACAGACGUUUAUCACUGCCGAGGCGCCCAAAUAUACCACUGGAAUAGUCACUUCACUGUGCAUGUUCGCAAUAAAUAUUGUGCUUUUCUCCAUUCUAUACCUCAUCUACACUCGUGAAAAUAAAAAGCGAGAAUCUCAAGAUGAGGGCGAGAUGACUGAAGAGAUGGAGCUGGCCAAUGCUUUUGCGGAUUUGACGGACCGACAGAACAUCUCGUUCAGGUAUACUCUUUAG
This is a messenger RNA of Penicillium longicatenatum, 1539 nucleotides long. RefSeq lists its product as uncharacterized. Gene Ontology annotation, molecular function: dipeptide transmembrane transporter activity; allantoate transmembrane transporter activity. The record is from RefSeq and is a predicted model, not a curated record. Gene Ontology annotation, biological process: transmembrane transport; tripeptide transport; dipeptide transport. The transcript is spliced from 4 exons. Gene Ontology annotation, cellular component: plasma membrane. Bases 1 to 1539 code for a protein of 512 amino acids. NCBI's taxonomy places the organism in Eukaryota, Fungi, Ascomycota, Eurotiomycetes, Eurotiales, Aspergillaceae.